Messenger RNA from Poecilia latipinna (sailfin molly), 2621 nucleotides. RefSeq lists its product as uncharacterized. The transcript is spliced from 4 exons. NCBI's taxonomy places the organism in Eukaryota, Metazoa, Chordata, Actinopteri, Cyprinodontiformes, Poeciliidae. Bases 122 to 2521 code for a protein of 799 amino acids. Gene Ontology annotation, biological process: DNA integration. Gene Ontology annotation, molecular function: zinc ion binding; nucleic acid binding. The record is from RefSeq and is a predicted model, not a curated record.
GUUUAGGAACUGGAAAAAAGGUGACAAAACUUAUGUGGAGUUUGCAAGAGAUUUGGAGAUUAAUUUCAAUCGAUGGUGCACUUCCUCUGAGGUUAAAACACUUGGUGACCUCUGUAAUUUAAUGGUUUUGGAACAAUUUAAAAACUCUGUUUCUCAUAAUAUUGCAGUGUACAUUAAUGAACAGAAGGUUAAAACAGAGUCAGAAGUUGCAGUGAUGGCUGGUGAUUUUGUCUUGACACAUAAAGAUACAAGUGGAGAGCAAGCAGAUGGAAGAAGAGCUCCAACCUGGCAUUCGACACAUUCUGGAGGUUCUUUUUUGGAUCGCAGUAACCAUGAUCUGGACAAAAUUUGUAAUUAUUGUCACAGAAAAGGUCAUUGGAAGAAAGACUGUGCUUUGCUGAAAUCCCGAAAUAAAAAUGAAACUCGGGUUAAACCAGCAGCUGCGUCAGUUUUUGUAAGUGUUCCUCACAAAGUGGCUGAAGUGUCAUUUUCUGGAAAAUCUGAUCUGAGUUCUUACAAACCAUUUCUGUUGGAAGGACAAGUUUCUUUGGUUGGGAGGGACGUUAAGGCGCCAGUUACUAUCUUAAGAGAUACUGGUGCAUACGAUUCAUUCAUUUUGGCAUCUGUUUUACCUUUUUCAGAUGAUUCUGACACUGGAUUAUCUAUACCUGUGUUGGGUAUGGGCAUGUCUGUGUUUUGUGUUCCAGUACAUAAGCUCAUGAUCCAUUCAGAGUUGUUUGAAGGAGAAGUAAGGAUGGGUGUGAGACCUGCACUGCCUGUGAUGGGUGUUACAGUUAUACUGGGGAACAAUAUAGCUGGAGGGAAAGUCUGGCCUGAUCAACCAGAGGCUCCAGUUGGUGUUUCAGUACCUUUGAUCAGCAGUGGCCCUGAUGACAAUGAAAAGUCACACCCUGACAUUUUCCAAGCAUGUGCUGUGACACGGGCAAUGAAAGCAUCCAGUCAUGUACAUCAGGAUGAAGACUUCGGAAAAGAUAAACAGAUUUCCUCUUCAUGUUUGUCUAAUAUUCCUUUAUCUAUUUCACAGAAUGAUCUGGGACAGGAGCAAAGAUCUGACCCCACCAUACAGCAUUUAUUUCAGUCUGCAUUGUCUGCUGAGGAGAUGCAGAGCCAUGCUCAUAGAUACUUUGUUGAAAACAAGAUAUUGUUAAGGAAGUGGAUGCCAUGUGGUGAGAAUGAUAUUGGGGAGCCAGUUUAUCAGGUUGCGGUGCCUUUGAAAUGGCGUGACUUAGUUUUGCAGGUGUCUCAUGAUGAAUCUGGACACAUGGGAGUUAGGAAAACCUACGACCGCAUUUUGAGAAAUUUCUUUUGGCCACGACUGAAAAAGGAUGUUUCUUCUUAUAUUAAAACUUGUCACACCUGUCAACUUACUGGUAAACCCAAUCAAGUGCUAAACCGGGCACCACUGUAUCCUAUUCCAACUAUUGGUAGACCGUUUGAGCACUUAAUAAUUGAUUGUGUGGGUCCUCUUCCCCCUUCACGUUCAGGUGCAAAGUACCUAUUGACUGUUAUGUGCCAAAGUACCAGGUAUCCAGCAGCAUAUCCAUUGCACACACUUACUGCAAAGUCUGUGGUGCGGGCUCUUAUGCAGUUUAUUGGUAUUUUUGGGAUACCUAAAGUCAUUCAAAGUGACCAAGGAUCUAAUUUCUCCUCUCAUAUGUUUGCACAGGUUUUGAAGCAGCUGCACAUUAAGCAUAACCAGUCUACAGCAUACCAUGCGCAGAGCCAAGGAGCGCUGGAACGAUUUCAUCAAACAUUAAAAUCUUUGCUCCGUGCUUAUUGUGUUCAGAUGACUGCUGAUUGGGAGGAUGGUCUACCUUGGUUGUUGCUUGCAGCAAGAGAAGUAACACAAGAGAGUACGGGCUUUAGCCCUAACGAAUUGGUGUUUGGUCAUACUGUGCGUGGUCCGUUAAAAGUUUUGAGAGAUGAGUGCCAGGAUGCUGAACCACCACAAAACCUGUUGAAUUAUGUUAAUGGGUUUAAGCAGAGACUCUUUACUGCUACUCAGUUGGCAAAACAGAAGUUAUCAUCUGCACAGGAAAAAAUGAAGCGUUUGUAUGAUAAGAAAGCUGAACAUCGUGUUUUUCUUUCAGGUGAUCAAGUAAUGGCUUUACUUCCUGUUGUGACUUCGCCAUUUCAGGCCAAAUUUUCUGGUCCGCACACAGUUUUGAAACGGCUGUCUGACCAAAACUAUCUCAUUGCAACUCCAGAAAGGCGGAAGAAACGGCGAAUACUUCAUGUCAACUUAUUGAAACCUUAUCAUGUUCGUGCUGAUAAUGUCAUUGCAGAUGCGUUAUCAAGAGCACCAAAUAUUAAUGCACAGGUUGCCCAGGGUUCCAGUGGGGACCCUGUCUUGAAGAGGGGGGGUGUUACGGCCCAAGGCCUUUUUCUCUGGGUCUCUAACCUCCAUGUUUUGGACUCCUUGAUUGGAAGUGGAGGCAGCUGGCCAGUGUCUCCAGAUGACAUCAGAUCCACCAUAAGAUGCACCACUUCCUCUGACUAGGCAGCUCAUUCUUUCUGUCUCCCUGCCACUCUCUCCCCCUUCUCCCUUUCUUCCCCAACCAGUUAUGGUUUUUUUUUGUUAAAUAAAUUCCCUUUUAAGU